This is a messenger RNA of Triticum turgidum subsp. durum (durum wheat), 1041 nucleotides long. Lineage: Eukaryota; Viridiplantae; Streptophyta; Magnoliopsida; Poales; Poaceae. The record is from the annotation of a GenBank genome assembly.
AUGGAGCUGCUGACCGAUGCCCCAGCGCACCACGUCGUGCCGGACAAGUACGUCUUCCCGCCGGGGAAGCGCCUUGACCUGUUCCCCGAUGACGACAGCCCCAGUGUUGCCUUCCCCGUCAUCGACAUCCACCCCGACACCCUAUCUGAUGAACGCCGCCGCUGCUCGGUUGCGGCGGAGAUCAUCCAGGCCGGCAAGGAGUUCGGCUUCUUACAGGUGGUGAACCACGGCGUUGGGGAGGAUGUGGUGCAAGGGUUCCGUGCCGCGGCCGCGGGGCUCUUCGCGCUGCCGGCGGAGGAGAAGCUUCCCUACUGCUCCUACGACAUGAGCAAGCACUUCAGGCUUGCCACCAGCACGGCCUUCCACCGCAACCAGACCUGCUACUGGCGGGACUACUUCAGGAUCCGCUGCUACCCCGUCACUGACGAAGUCACACGCCACUGGCCGUCCAAGCCGCCGACGUUCGGGACCUCCCUCGCAGAGUACUCUACGGCGGUGCACGAGCUCUCCCAGACGCUGCUCCGACUCAUUGCACAGGGGCUUGGCCUCGACGAUGGCUUCUUUGCCGGCGACCUCAGCAGCGGAGUGACCCAGAUGAAUGUGAACUACUACCCUCCAUGCCCGGACCCCUCUGUCACGCUCGGGCUCUUCCCGCACUGUGACCGCCACCUCCUCACUGUGCUGUCCCAGGGCGACGUCGCUGGGCUCCAAGCGAGGCACCGCGAGAGGUGGCUCCUUGUGCCCGCGGUGCCCGGCGCACUCGUCAUCAACUUCGGCCACCAGAUGGAGAUCGUCACCAAUGGGCUGCUGGCCAGCGUCGAGCACCGUGUGGUCACCAAUGCCACGGCAGCGAGGCUGUCGGUGGCGACACUCGUCACGCCCAAGAUGGAGUGCCGCAUCGGUCCGGCGCCGGAGAUGGUGGACAAGAUGACAAAUCCAGCCAAGUACAGGGAGUUCAUGUUCAGCGAGUUCAUGGAGACAUAUGCUGCCGCUGACGCCAGCAGGGAGAGAGUCCUAGAGUCCUUCAAGAUCCACCACUAG